Bufo bufo (common toad) is the source of this 2397-nucleotide messenger RNA. Its product is annotated as lanosterol synthase-like. Gene Ontology annotation, molecular function: lanosterol synthase activity. Gene Ontology annotation, biological process: cholesterol biosynthetic process; triterpenoid biosynthetic process. Lineage: Eukaryota; Metazoa; Chordata; Amphibia; Anura; Bufonidae. The coding region runs from base 117 to 2318 and encodes 733 amino acids. Gene Ontology annotation, cellular component: lipid droplet. The record is from RefSeq and is a predicted model, not a curated record. The transcript is spliced from 22 exons.
UGCUAUACUACCGAGCCUGACUGCUCAGUCAGAUGAAGCGACUUCUCUAGUUCAGUGAAAGAAAUCGAUUCAAAAGAACAAUUCGUUCAUGAACGGGAGGGACAGAGAGCGGAGAGAUGAGUGAGGGAACGUGUCUACGCAGAAGGGGGGGCCCUUACAAGACCGCCCCAGCCACAGACCUCACACGUUGGCGCCUCACUUGCACAGAGGGCAGGCAAACCUGGCGCUAUGUGGAGGGAGAAGAUCGUCCACAGACUGCCCUGGAGGCACACUCUCUGGGAUUGGAUACGAAUGAUUAUUUUAAGGACUUACCAAAGGCGUUUACUGCCCAAGAUGGAGCCGAAAAUGGACUAACAUUUUACUCUGCUUUACAAGCCGAGGAUGGCCACUGGGCUGGGGAUUAUGGCGGGCCACUCUUCUUAAUGCCAGGUCUUCUGAUUGCAUGCCACGUGACUCAGACCCCCCUCCCUGACGCUACCAAGCAGGAGAUGAUCCGGUACUUGCGAUCCGUACAGCUUCCUGAUGGCGGAUGGGGCCUGCACAUUGAAGAUAAGAGUACUGUGUUUGGCACGGCUCUCAGUUACACUUCUCUGCGCCUUCUUGGAGUGUCACAGGAUGACACAGAUAUAACCCGGGCUCGCAACAAUCUUCACAGUAAAGGAGGUGCCAUUGGUAUUCCUUCUUGGGGAAAAUUUUGGUUAGCUGUGCUCAAUGUGUACAGUUGGGAGGGAAUGAACACGCUAUUCCCAGAGAUGUGGCUCUUACCCCAGUGGUUUCCCGCUCACCCUAGCACCCUUUGGUGUCACUGCCGACAGGUUUACUUGCCCAUGAGCUACUGUUACGCUACACGCUUGAGUGCCCAUGAGGAUGACUUAAUCCGCAGCUUGAGACAAGAGCUGUACGUGCAGGAAUAUAGCAGUAUCAAUUGGCCUGCGCAGAAGAACAAUGUUGCCGCCUGUGAUCUUUACACACCGCACAGUACACUACUUAACUUCGCUUAUGUCCUUUUGAAUCUAUACGAGACGUACCACAUUUCUUCUCUCCGGAGAUAUGCAGUACAUGAAUUGUAUGACCACAUAACAGCAGAUGACCGGUUUACAAAGUGUAUCAGCAUUGGUCCGAUCUCUAAGGUGAUUAAUAUGGUGGUCCGCUGGCAUGUAGAUGGACCAGAAUCUCCUUCAUUCCGGGAACAUGUAGAUCGCAUCCCUGAUUACCUUUGGCUGGGCUUGGAUGGGAUGAAAAUGCAGGGCACAAAUGGAUCUCAGCUCUGGGACACAGCGUUUGCUAUACAGGCAUUCAUGGAGGCUGGAGCCCACAAGAAAAAGCAGUUUCAGAAAUGUUUGGAGAAAGCACAUGAAUUUCUCCGUAUUACACAGGUACCAGAUAACCCACCAGAGUACAAGAAGUACUACAGACAAAUGAACAAGGGAGGGUUUCCUUUCAGCACCCGUGACUGCGGUUGUAUUGUGGCAGACUGUACAGCUGAGGGGCUUAAAUCUGCAAUGUUGCUUCAAGAAAACUGCACUUUCUUAUCUGAACAUAUUCCAAAGAACAGACUACGGGAUGCUGUAGACGUGCUACUCAGUAUGAGGAAUUCUGAUGGGGGAUUUGCUGCCUAUGAAACCAAACGUGGUAGCCGCUUGUUGGAACUGCUUAAUCCCUCUGAAGUGUUUGGGGACAUCAUGAUUGACUACACAUACUUGGAGUGUACUUCUGCCGUAAUGCAAGCUUUGAAACAUUACCAAGCAUGGGACCCAGACUACAGAGCAGAUGAAAUCAGGGAAACCCUCGAGGAAGGCCUGGAUUACUGUCGCAGAAUUCAGAGAAAAGAUGGGUCCUGGGAGGGGUCCUGGGGUGUAUGCUUUACAUACGGCAUAUGGUUUGGACUGGAAGCCUUUGCUUGCAUGGGAUAUGACUACUCAGAUGGUUGUCCAGAGGUCACCCGGGCCUGUGAUUUUCUUCUCUCUCACCAAAUGGAAGAUGGAGGUUGGGGAGAAGAUUUUGAAUCAUGUGAAGAGCAAAGAUAUGUUCAGAGUGCCAACUCUCAAAUACACAACACAUGCUGGGCAUUGCUGGGUCUAAUGGCGGCCAGGUUUCCCAAUGUUACGGUUUUGGAGAGAGGAGUCAAACUGCUACUAGAGAAGCAACAUAGCAAUGGAGACUGGCCUCAGGGAAAUAUAUCAGGUGUCUUUAACAAGACCUGUGCCAUCAGCUACACUGCAUAUCGAAAUGUAUUUCCAAUAUGGACACUUGGACGUUUUUCCCAUCUUUACCCAGAGAAUCCACUAACUGGAGUUCACAAGAGCAGGCAUGGCUGAGGCAGAUAACAGAUCUGGACAGCCACCGUAUACAGAAAUCUCAUAUCUGCUACCCUGUGCAUUUUAUUUUAUUAAUUAA